Marasmius oreades (fairy-ring Marasmius) is the source of this 437-nucleotide messenger RNA. RefSeq names its product 60S ribosomal protein L33A (gene RPL33A). Gene Ontology annotation, biological process: cytoplasmic translation; ribosomal large subunit biogenesis. Gene Ontology annotation, cellular component: cytosolic large ribosomal subunit; ribosome. Lineage: Eukaryota; Fungi; Basidiomycota; Agaricomycetes; Agaricales; Marasmiaceae. The coding region runs from base 59 to 379 and encodes 106 amino acids. The transcript is spliced from 5 exons. Gene Ontology annotation, molecular function: structural constituent of ribosome. The record is from RefSeq and is a predicted model, not a curated record.
CCAAAAUUUAGCAACGACCUCAAGAUUAUCAACGGCGUUGGCACUCCUCAAGUCAAAAAUGGGUUCUACAAGAUUGUACUGCAAAGGCCGUAUCAUGGGACACAAACGUGCCAAACGUAACACUCGUCCUAAUACCUCACUCCUCCAAAUCGAGGGUGUCGCAACCAAGGAGGAUGCCCAGUUCUAUCUCGGGAAACGUGUUGCCUUUGUCUAUAAAGCCAAGCGGGAGAUUCAUGGCUCGAAGGUGCGAGUGAUCUGGGGGCGUGUCACCCGGCCACACGGCAGCUCUGGUGUCGUUAAAUCAAAAUUCCGUUCCAACCUUCCUCCUCGUGCAUUUGGUGCCAGUGUCCGGGUGAUGCUUUACCCCUCGACGAUUUAAUACUGUGUACAUUCAUGGCUUGCUAUCAUACCUAUUCACCCAUGCAAUAUGACUCGAC